CAACUAAAGUUACAAUUAUAAACUUGCUUUUUAAAUCUCAUGAUUGGAAAUCAAAAGCAGUAUUACCAGCUACGUCAUCUGGAUCAUCAUCUUCAAUAUUUUGUCAACUAGCCAGAGCCAUGAAUCUGAGAAACAAAAAUUCAAAUGUCCAUGUCGACGAUAGCGAAGUCAACGUCGAUCGUAAACCAAACCUAGUUCCAAUCUCUGAAACCCCCAGGGUCGAAAUAAAGGUUGAAGAUGAAGGUAUAUCAUCAAGAAGUCUACGGUCAGCUUCUGCUCAAAGUCCGACUGUAAACUACAAAAUGACAAGAAGUCGAAGUCAAAAGGAAGCUCAGCAACUGGACCAGGGAAGCAAAUCGAAGACUCAGACAUCAAAAAAUAGAAAGAUUUCUCAACUUGCUACAAAUCCAUCCCCGGCAUUGAAUAAUUCAGAGACAGAAGACAUCAAACCCCAAAUCUCUAGCAUUAAAAUGAGUCCCAUAAGAAGGCGCGACAAGUUUGUUUGCCCGAAAUGUAACAAAUCCUUCAAAUAUAUAUACAACGCUAAAUCUCACAUAGAUCUUGUCUGCGGAUUGUCUCCCCGAUACGCCUGUCCACAUUGCGAUAAAACUGGAAAAUAUUAUUUUAAUAUCAUCAGUCAUUCAAAGUCCCAUCAUCCAGGAUUAGAUAGUUACGCCAUCGAUACUGUCACAAACCAGAUUAAACGCUUACAAAAAGAAAUGACAAAACCUCUCAGAGAUUCGAUUGUAGAUACAAAGCCCGUUAUAUUGGAAAAUCCGUCACAGGAUUCUCCACAGCCUGGCACAAGACUCAGAAAUUUACGAAGUCAAACUAACAUCAAACUUAAGCAAGAAAAGGUUGAUACAGAAUCGCCAGAUAUUUCUAAUGUUUCAGAGGAAUCUUUGCGAAAAUUGCAACCAAACACGUGCAAUAGCUGUGGCAAAUCCUUCCCAUUGGAAUAUGGACUCUCCAGACAUAUUUUCGAAGGAUGCGAACGAUAUCGCUACACAUGUCCCUACUGUCAGUACCAAGAUCAAAGAUUAUUUGUUGCCUUUUGCCACUUAUCAAAGGAGCAUGCAGGAUCGAAGAUUUACAUGGUCGACAAUGUGACUGGGAAAAAUGUGGAACUAGGCUGUGCUACGAAAACGGAAAUUCCCGAUGCUGUUGAGUCCAAUGAUACGUUCAAUAGUGAGAUUGGUAUCGAAGUCAAGAAUCCUUUGAGCAAGACAGUAAAGCAAUUCUCAGAAGAUUCGAAGCAAUUCCAGAAGGACUUGAACAAGGAGUACGAGUGUCCCAACAAGUGCGGAAGAUACUUCGGAAACUUUCGCAGUAUUAAUCUGCAUGUGAAGCAAUCUUGCGUCAAAGUCAAAAGAUUCAAGUGUCCCUUCUGCGAGGAAUUGUCUCACGCCUUUAGAUUCAUAGCUACGCAUAUUAAGAAAAGUCAUCCGAAUCAGAAGCUUUAUGCUAUUGAUCUGAAAAAGGGACAGCUCGUCUACAACAAUCCACAUGCUCAGUCGAACGCAAAGAAUAAACCAAAUCCGAGGAAGGAGAAUCCAAAGAAAGAGAUUCCGAAGAGAGGGAACCCGAAGAAAGAUAAUCCGAAAAAGGAGAAUCCGAAGAAAGAUGUUUCGAGAAAGAGCAUUCGGAAGAAAGACUCAAAUUUUCCAGAAGAGGCUCCAAAGGUUAUGCUUCCAAAAGUCAAACACGAGAAGGUUUUUCCGUGUUCGAAGGGAUGUGGCCGACUCUUUUCACAUAGACAUCACAUGAGGACUCACGCGAUGCGAGUCUGCAAUUUACCAAAGCGUUACAAGUGUCCCUACUGUGAACAUAUCUGCAAAAUUAGCUCGAGUGUGACUAACCACAUAAAUAAUCGUCAUCCCCAUUUAAAGAAUUAUUUCAUUGACAUUCUGAAAGAGGAAAACCUCGAUUCUCCAGACUGUGAGAAUAAAAUAAAUGUUGAAUCUGAACAAUACCAUGAUGUCGGAAAUAUUAAGAUAGAAGCCGAGAGUGUUCACUUGAAUGAUUCUAUUGAAAUUGAUACAAUCGAUGACGAGCCAAACGAAGAUGAAACAAUUGGGAAUCUGCAAACUGUAGACGAUGUAUUCACUUCAACACAAAUUUUGGGCGAGUCAAACGAUCGUAGUUACCUGGACAUUUUACAAGCCAACGUUGCUCCUGAAAAUGACACCGAUAAUUUCAUGUAUGAAUACAGUCAAAUUGAGGAAUUGUCAGACGAUGAGAAGUCCAGGAAUGAUUUAUCCGAGGAGGAAAUUCAAGAAGAGAUUACAAAGUUUGUUGAUAUGGAGACUGAGGAAGUCAAUAAUGAGGCUAUUGAAGCUCUAGAUAUGAGAAACAUUGUGAAUCCAUUUUCGAAGAAGUUCACGUGUCCUAAUAAGUGUGGCUCUACUUAUGCCAGAGAAUCGACAUUGAAGAGUCAUUUACGAUUUCAGUGUAACUUUAGCAAGCAGACAUCGAAUGGUUACAGCCAUGCGAGAAGAGUACUGACUGAUCCGAAAACGUUUUUAGUUGACGUCACCACGAAGGACAAAAUUGGUAAUACAAGGCUCAGAAAAACAGUCGUCCACCAAGUUGUUAAGGAAGAUAAUGUAAAAGUUGUAGAGUUAAACAAUGAUUCAGCUGAUGAAAUUGAUGAACCUGAUGAGCCUAUUGUUGAACUCGGAGAUGAUGUUAGUUCAACAAUUUAUAAGUGUCCUUUCUGCCGAUUUUAUACUGAGAUUCCCGAGGAAGGAUAUGAUCAUAUGAAACGAAAACAUCCCAACGAAAAAGGUUUUAUGAUUGGUAUAAAGUCUGAAAGUGAGGAUGAAGUAGAUUGACAUCUAGAUGAUAUCUAGUUUCAUUUCUUCGAGGUAUAUGAUAAGGGUUUAAUUUUUUUUUUAAUUUUGAUGAGAGUUCUUAUCUACUUGAUUAAAAAAGACUUUAGUACAGUUCGAUUUAUAUUUUUUUAUAUAAAUACAAGAAGAACUGAACAAUAAUUUCUACAGGAAAAUAAAUAUUAUGUAAAAAUAAUUUCAAGUUAUAACAAGAAUUCUAACUGCCAAAAUGGCUUAAAAUAUAUGUUACGCACGUUCAAAUUAAGGUCCAAUUUUCGAAAAUAUUUUGUCUAAAGUGUAUAUAAUUUAUUCAAUUGGUG
Molecule: messenger RNA, 3151 nt
Organism: Belonocnema kinseyi
Lineage: Eukaryota; Metazoa; Arthropoda; Insecta; Hymenoptera; Cynipidae
Exons: 3
Coding region: 120-2834 (904 amino acids)
Biological process (GO): regulation of transcription by RNA polymerase II
Cellular component (GO): nucleus
Molecular function (GO): DNA-binding transcription factor activity, RNA polymerase II-specific; RNA polymerase II transcription regulatory region sequence-specific DNA binding
Source: RefSeq, a predicted model, not a curated record